This is a messenger RNA of Homo sapiens (human), 10702 nucleotides long. It is a transcript of the gene MCF2L, whose product is annotated as MCF.2 cell line derived transforming sequence like. Gene Ontology annotation, molecular function: guanyl-nucleotide exchange factor activity. The record is from RefSeq and is a predicted model, not a curated record. Gene Ontology annotation, biological process: intracellular signal transduction; regulation of small GTPase mediated signal transduction. The coding region runs from base 4508 to 7819 and encodes 1103 amino acids. Gene Ontology annotation, cellular component: endomembrane system; plasma membrane; cytoplasm. NCBI's taxonomy places the organism in Eukaryota, Metazoa, Chordata, Mammalia, Primates, Hominidae. The transcript is spliced from 29 exons.
GCUGAGGAGGGUGCCCCGAUGCCGAGGAGGGUGCCCCGAUGCUGAGGAGGGUGCCCCGAUGCCGAGGACGCGGUGCUCUUGGGAGCUCAGCCUCUGCCCCUCUGCAUUCCCGUCAGCAUCCCGGCCCCCAAUCCAUGGCUGGCACGGUGGGGCCUCCAUCCCGCACCUGCACCUACAGAGCCAGCCUGCACCCCAGGCCGGGCCUUGGGGUCUGAGGGAGGCUGACUGCGAGGUGCAGCUGGUGAGUUUUAUGAGACCAAAAUCGAAGAGACAGCCAGCAACAUGAUGGCCAGAGGAGAAGUGCUGUGCAGUGACUUGGUCCCUGCUUCCCAUGGCCAAGUGGCCCAGGAGGAGGAAGGAGAGAAAGCAGGGGGUCUCUGGAGAACUGAAAACUCCCAGAGGACAAGGGCUCCAAUCCCCCUGUGUCGGGGACCAGGCGUGGUGAUGGCUCAAGAGAGGCGCCGUGGUUUCUGCCGGUUCCUCCUGCGUCCCCAGCCUCUCCCCGCCCCUUUCACAACCCCAAAGAGGCUCACAGCUUUGCCACCAGGAGGGCCCCGACCUGGGCCUCCAGCCUUGACCUUCCUCCAGUUGCCAGGCAGUGCCCCCACCCCAGCGGUGCCUGGGAGGGCAGAGUCCCAGGACGGCCCCAGCCACCCACCUUUUCUCGAUCGUUCCUCAGACGCCAGCCCAGGAGCUCUGGGGGGGAUUUUGCAGAUGAAUUUAAGGCCCCAAAUCAGCUAACUUUAAGAUCUUCCUUGGUGGGCUUGACCCACUCAGCUAAGCCCUUAGAAGAGAUGGGGCUCUUCCUGGCAUGAGGGAUCCCAGGUGCAAGAAGGAUUUGACACAAGGGGGUUCUCUGUGUGGCCCCGAAGGAGGCAGAGGCCGCCUGACCAGGACAAGAGCCGCCCCACGGGCAGCCGCCAGGAACCCGGGGCCUCAACACUGCAGCUGGGGGCACAGCUCUGCCAAGCCCCUGGGGGAGCUGGAGAGACUGGGCUCAGGAUCACAGCCCGGCAACCCCUCCACGUGGGCCCAGAGACCCUGAGCAGAGACCCGCAAGCUGAUAAGUGCCUGAGCGUCAAUGGUCUUGGGAACCACACCAAAGCCUCCGUCGGCUCCUCUCCCUCCUGGAAUAUAAGAUGGAGUCCCCUGUGGUACUGCUGCCCCCGCGUCAUAUGCUGCCCCCGCGUCGUAUCCUGCCCACCCCCUGGAGGCAGGCUGCCUCCCCAUCCCCCUGCCUCCCGCCAACCUCGGGGCCUUUGCACAGCCGGCCCUCUCCAUGCAGCGAAUUUCUUCCGCGGGGCUUGUGGCUGGCCCGGCCCCUCAGGCCUUGCUCAGAGGCACGCCCUCGUACAUGCCCUCUCCCUCCUCGCCUGCGCUCUGCUCCGCCCCCUUCGUUACACCACCUCACGUCCUCCCGUGUGUGGCGUGGGUCCCUCCUGAGGGCUGGGUUUGUUCACAGCUGCCUCCCGGCUUCUAGAGGUGCACCCAGCCUCAGAGCCAUGUACUGAGGGCUCAGCCAUGGGCCCAUCUGGGGUGGGACCCUGGCACACCACGCUGUUCUCAGGAUCCAGGUCGUAGCAGCAGUACCACGUCUGAGAAGGAUCAGUGUCGGCUGGCGCUUCUCCUGCAGAUGUGCGCGGAUUUGGAGGAAGCCUGUGGCAGCCUCGGGUGUGUGCGUUGCCAAUCGCCCCGUCCCCUCCUCACCACGUCCAGCACUGCUGUGUCCUGAGGCUGCGCCUGCACUCCGGGUUCCUGCCAUGAAGCCCCCUUUUGUGUCCUCAUGACAAAGGCCAUGCACUGGGGGACCGAAACAACUGGGGCUCGUCUCUCAGGUUCCGUGGGGCUGUGCCCCUUCCGGAGGCUCCUCCUGCUUUGGGGACGCAGGUGUUCCUUGGUGUCCCUUGGCAUCUUCAUGCAGCCGCCUCACCUGUACGUCGGUGUCUCCUCUUCUGCCUCAAAGCCCCUCUGCCUUUCUCCCGGGACACCCGUCACGAGAUUUAGGGCCCACCGUAUAAUCCAUUAUGGUCUCACCCUGAAAACUUUGUUACCUCUGCUGCAAAGACUUCUCCAAACAAAGUCAUGUUUACAGGCUCCUGGGACAGGGAGUGGACGUGCCUUUCAGGGGCCGCCUUGGACUCAGGGUAAAUCUGGCUCAGAGGUUUGCUGUCUUGACAGCUGCCCUCAAGGGGGCUCCCCUCCCGCCCCAGCAUCACCCAUGGGACUCGCUCUCCCUGUCUCGCUCCACUCGAAGGAAACACAGACUCCCCCGCCCGCCACUCCUGCACACUGACCACCAUGGGGCUGGGGUCCAGCUGGGUGAGGCCCCUCAUUGUGACUGGAGCCCACAGGUCGACACCCCAGCCUGUUCCGUGGACUUUUGCUUAAUUCCCUGGUCUUUGGAUGCCUGGAAUGGCUUCCGUGAAGUGCCAGAGCAAAAAACUAAAGAUGUCAGGAAGGAAUGGCUCCGAAUUUUCCUUUUCAAGAGGAGACUGCGUUUCUUUCCACUUGCCCUGCUGAUUUCCCCUCCCUGCGACGUUCGUGCCAGCCCUGUGCUGUCUGCCGCGGAGCCAUGGCUGCCACUGUGACAUGUGCGGUCCCGUCUUCUCCCUCCAUUGUCUGUAGACGCACAGGUGCCACGCAGAACCCUACAGCUCUGUCCAGAUCCUGGAUCCAGAUGAGGCAGCUUUUGAAAGGCGGCCAAGUGAGGGAUGCGUAAACCUCGGGGGCUCCGGACUCCUGUACGUUGCCGCCCAAAGUCAGGACGAGCUGCGGAAGUCACACCUGGACUCUGUGUCUGUCAUCCGCAGACAGCAGCUCCCCAUUCAGCCUGUGUCCCUCGUAAUCCACACCCUCUACUCACAGUGACAUCUGCCCCAAAAGCGCUUCGCUUAACCCUGAAGCUACGAGACCUGCCACCCUACUGUCCCCUCUAGUUUUCUGACAUUUGAGGAACAAGGAAUUGGGUGUAAAAUCAGGAAAUAUCCUACAUGUAAAUUCUUGAUUAUUCUUGUCCUUCCGGGCAGAGCUGCCUCCUGAGUCAUCCGUUUGACUCUUUCUUACUGAAGGCUGAGGGUUGGGGGGUGCAUGGGUGCUCCAAACCCAGAGGCAAUGGCGCGUCCCCUGGCAUGGCAGUCGGAGCAGGCCCCGAGGAGGUCGUGGUCUCAGAACUCAGUCCUUGUGUCAUCCUAGAAAAGAUACUUCAACUUGCUGACCGUCAGCAAGAGCUAAAAACAGGGCGGGAGAAUUUACCACUGAGGAACUUAUGAUCUGAAGUGAAAAACGCAGAGAACAGACUUGCCACCGGUGAAAACCACAAAGCUGAAAUGGAGGCCCUGCCCGGAACGCAGAGGCCACCGCCACUGUGCGUCUCACUCCCUGCAAUGGACGGCGGCCCCCCUCCCACUGCCCAGGCGGCUCUUGGGAAUUUCGUUUUGCUUUUACGGGAAUGUGGCAUGGUCAGCGGUGGCCAUCAGCCAUCCAGGAACCUGGAUUUGACAGGAUUGCUCCAUCCCAUGUCCAGGCAGCCUCAGGUGUGUGGAGACAGGGCAGACUUAGGAGUUCCUCCCCUGGCCUGUGCUCUCCUCCCGGGAAGAACGCUGGAGACCUUCGUCUCUUCUCCUUUCCUCACCUUCCCCAAGCGCUCGCUGCACAAGCCCCCUCCUGCCUUGCCCCUUCUCCCACCCCAUUUCGGUUUUGGUCCCAGCUUACAUCUCGUCCUAAGGAUUAAGUGUUUGUGCAGCUGAGCCGCAGUUCUCAGGUGAGCUGCAGGGCUCCAGCAUGGCACCUGCCUGGGCAGUCCUGAGAGAGGGAUUCGAAGUGGGGAAGGACCCCGGAGUCUCCCUGGCACGUGGUCUGAGGCUCCAGCCACCAGACCCGAAGCUCAGUCUACACUCACCAAGGCCCGACGGCUGCUCCAACCUGGGAGGACCGAUCCGAUCCUGCGCUCCCUGAGGCCGAUGGCUUUUUGACACCCAGGCUUCAGCCACAGACAGACAGACGUUCCCUGCCCGUGGGGGUUUGCCCUUGCUGGAGAGAAACAGAAAUGGACAGAAGGUCACUGGGGUGGCCCUGGGUGUUCUGCGGAGAAUCAAAGUCAUGAGACGGAGACAGGAAUCCCGUUAGGUUUGGGCAGAGUCGCACGUGCUCCUUUCUGGACCUGCUUCAAGGAAUCCGAUGGUUUCACGACAUCCAACCAGUUGCUAUAGGAUAAAUGUUUGUGUCCCUCCAAACUCAGAUGUUGAAACCCUAACCCCAGAGGUGAUGUUUGGGGAGGUGAGGCCUUUGGGAGGAGAUUAGGUCAUGAAGGUGGAGCUCCCAGGUGGGAUCAGAGCCUUUAUAAGGGGCUGAAGAGACCAGAUCUCCUUCCGCAGCAUGGCCAUGCCUCAAGGAGACCUCUGAAUGGGGAAGCCGCCGUCACCAGACACCAAGUCUAUGGGCACCUUCAUCUUGGACUUACCUGGCCAGAGCUGUGAGAUAAAUUUCUGUUGUUUGGGCCUCCCGGCCUAUGGUGGUUUGUUACGGCCGCCCAGACAGACCAACAAACAGCCUGUGUGAAAAUGCGAGCCAUAAACGAGUGGUGUUGACAAAGGCAUCCUGUCCAGGUGGGCGGGGGCAGGACGGAAGCCCGGUUAUCACCUUCCCUGACUACCCGGCCUUCAGCGAGAUUCCGGACAAGGAGUUCCAGAAUGUCAUGACCUACCUCACCAGCAUCCCCAGCCUGCAGGACGCUGGCAUCGGAUUCAUCCUGGUGAUAGACCGGCGACGGGACAAAUGGACCUCCGUGAAGGCGUCCGUCCUGCGCAUCGCAGCAUCUUUCCCGGCAAACCUGCAGCUCGUCCUCGUGCUUCGCCCGACGGGUUUUUUCCAAAGGACUCUCUCCGACAUCGCUUUCAAAUUCAAUAGAGAUGACUUUAAGAUGAAGGUGCCGGUCAUAAUGCUGAGCUCCGUACCAGACUUACACGGUUACAUCGAUAAGUCGCAGCUGACCGAGGACCUGGGUGGGACCCUGGACUACUGCCACUCCCGGUGGCUGUGCCAGCGCACGGCCAUCGAAAGUUUCGCCCUCAUGGUGAAGCAGACGGCUCAGAUGCUGCAGUCCUUCGGGACCGAGCUGGCUGAAACAGAGCUGCCCAAUGACGUCCAGUCGACAAGCUCAGUGCUGUGUGCGCACACAGAGAAGAAGGACAAGGCGAAGGAGGAUUUGAGGCUGGCACUGAAAGAGGGGCACAGUGUCCUGGAGAGCCUCAGGGAGCUGCAGGCUGAGGGCUCAGAGCCCAGUGUGAACCAGGACCAGCUUGACAACCAGGCCACCGUGCAGAGGCUCCUGGCCCAGCUGAACGAAACCGAGGCUGCCUUCGAUGAGUUCUGGGCAAAGCAUCAGCAGAAACUGGAGCAGUGUCUGCAGCUCCGGCACUUUGAGCAGGGCUUCCGGGAGGUCAAAGCCAUCUUGGACGCAGCGUCCCAGAAGAUAGCAACCUUCACAGACAUCGGCAACAGCCUGGCGCAUGUGGAGCACCUGCUGAGGGACCUGGCCAGCUUCGAGGAGAAAUCAGGCGUGGCCGUGGAGAGGGCCCGGGCCCUGUCUCUGGACGGCGAGCAGCUCAUUGGGAACAAGCACUACGCGGUAGACUCCAUCCGCCCAAAGUGCCAGGAGCUCCGGCACCUCUGUGACCAGUUCUCUGCGGAGAUCGCAAGGAGGAGGGGGCUGCUCAGCAAGUCCCUGGAGCUGCACCGCCGCCUGGAGACGUCCAUGAAGUGGUGUGAUGAAGGGAUUUACCUGCUGGCCUCACAACCUGUGGACAAGUGCCAGUCCCAGGACGGCGCGGAGGCUGCCCUCCAGGAAAUCGAGAAGUUUUUGGAGACCGGUGCGGAAAAUAAGAUCCAGGAGCUCAACGCGAUUUACAAGGAAUACGAAUCCAUCCUCAACCAAGAUCUCAUGGAGCACGUGCGAAAGGUCUUCCAGAAGCAGGCAAGCAUGGAGGAGGUGUUCCACCGCAGGCAGGCCAGCCUGAAGAAGCUGGCGGCCAGGCAGACGCGGCCCGUGCAGCCGGUGGCCCCCAGACCCGAGGCACUGGCAAAGUCGCCCUGCCCCUCCCCAGGCAUUCGGCGAGGCUCUGAGAACUCCAGCUCCGAGGGCGGUGCGCUCCGGAGAGGGCCCUACCGGAGGGCCAAGAGUGAGAUGAGUGAGAGCCGGCAGGGCCGCGGCUCAGCGGGGGAGGAGGAGGAAAGCCUGGCCAUCCUGCGCAGGCACGUGAUGAGCGAGCUCCUGGACACAGAACGGGCCUACGUGGAGGAGCUGCUGUGCGUCCUGGAGGGCUACGCCGCGGAGAUGGAUAACCCACUGAUGGCUCACCUCCUGUCAACAGGCCUUCACAACAAGAAGGAUGUUUUGUUUGGAAACAUGGAGGAAAUCUAUCACUUCCACAACAGGAUAUUCCUCAGGGAGCUGGAAAACUACACUGACUGCCCAGAACUGGUUGGAAGAUGCUUUCUGGAGAGGAUGGAAGAUUUCCAGAUCUAUGAGAAGUACUGUCAGAACAAGCCCCGCUCUGAGAGCCUGUGGAGACAGUGCUCCGACUGCCCGUUUUUCCAGGAAUGCCAGAGAAAGCUGGACCACAAGCUGAGCCUGGACUCCUACCUGCUGAAGCCAGUGCAGAGGAUCACCAAGUACCAGCUGCUGCUCAAGGAAAUGCUGAAAUACAGCAGGAACUGCGAGGGGGCUGAGGACCUGCAGGAGGCGCUGAGCUCCAUCCUGGGCAUCCUGAAGGCCGUGAACGACUCCAUGCACCUCAUCGCUAUCACCGGCUAUGACGGGAAUCUCGGCGACCUGGGCAAGCUGCUGAUGCAGGGCUCGUUCAGCGUCUGGACCGACCACAAGAGGGGCCACACCAAGGUGAAGGAGCUGGCCAGGUUCAAGCCCAUGCAGCGGCACCUGUUCCUGCACGAGAAGGCAGUGCUCUUCUGCAAGAAGAGGGAGGAGAAUGGGGAGGGGUAUGAGAAAGCUCCCUCCUACAGCUACAAGCAGUCCUUAAACAUGGCUGCCGUUGGCAUUACGGAGAACGUGAAGGGAGAUGCUAAGAAGUUCGAGAUCUGGUACAACGCGCGCGAGGAGGUCUACAUCGUCCAGGCGCCAACUCCUGAGAUUAAAGCCGCGUGGGUGAAUGAAAUUCGGAAAGUGCUGACCAGCCAGCUGCAGGCUUGUAGAGAAGCCAGCCAGCACCGGGCGCUGGAGCAGUCACAGAGCCUGCCCCUGCCGGCCCCGACCAGCACCAGUCCCUCAAGAGGAAACUCAAGGAACAUCAAGAAGCUGGAAGAAAGGAAAACAGACCCCCUAAGCCUGGAGGGAUACGUCAGCUCAGCGCCACUGACAAAGCCCCCCGAAAAGGGCAAAGGUUGGAGCAAAACGUCCCACUCACUGGAGGCACCUGAGGACGACGGGGGCUGGUCAAGUGCAGAGGAGCAGAUUAACUCGUCCGACGCAGAGGAGGACGGCGGGUUGGGCCCCAAGAAGCUGGUUCCAGGUAAAUACACGGUCGUGGCGGACCACGAGAAGGGAGGCCCCGAUGCGCUGCGCGUGAGGAGCGGGGACGUGGUGGAGCUGGUGCAGGAGGGCGACGAGGGCCUCUGGUACGUCAGGGACCCGACCACUGGCAAGGAGGGCUGGGUGCCGGCCAGCAGCCUGUCCGUCCGGCUCGGCCCGUCCGGCUCGGCCCAGUGCCUGAGCAGCUCAGAGUCGAGCCCGGGGUCGGCCGUGCUGAGCAACUCGUCCAGCUGCAGCGAGGGCGGCCAGGCCCCCUUCUCCGACCUGCAGGGGUAGCGCGGCCUCGGCGCCGGAGACCCGCGCGCUGUCUGGGGCUGCGGUGGCGUGGGGAGGGCGCGGCCCCCGGACGCCCCGAGGAAGGGGCACCUCACCGCCCCCACCCAGAGCGCCUGGCCGUGCGGGCUGCAGAGGACCCCUCCGGGGCAGAGGCAGGUUCCACGGAAGACCCCGGCCCGCUGGGGCUUCCCCGGAGACUCCAGAGCCCACAGAGGAGGGGCCGCAGGGAACAGCCCCGGGCGGCAGGCGCCGGGCAGCGGCAUCUCGUCCUGGCUCCACCGUGCUGCUUCUGCCUCUGGACGGUGCUUUCAGGGGACGCGCGGACCGUGGUGGAGCUGCUUCCGGAGAAGUGGAGGAUCCUCUGGCCAACGGCCUGAGGAGAGCGGGGCACGGGGUCUCUUUAGCUUUUACAAGUUUUAGGAUUUUUUCAAGCAGGGAUCAAUCCCGUGGCCAUUUUUUGUGGUACUUUGGCCUCAAUUCUUCACCAGGAAUCACUGUGUUUACAUGAAAUGACAAUUUGAUACUGUAUUUGAUAGAAAACUAUUUUUUUGUUACCGGGGUUUACAUAGAAGCACGUUGUUUAUACCACUAAGUGACUUUGGGGGGGCUCUCCCAUGGAAACGGAUGGCACUCCCUGAAGCUCCCUGGUCACAGGUGGAUGAAAACGUGUCCGUGGGUGACAUCAGGUGGUGUCUCCACCACCAAAAGCAGUUAGAAGCCAAGGAGAUUCCUUUAUCUACCUAGGGUUCAUUUUCAAAAGAAAAUUUAAACUAUAAUUUAAACAAUUAACGUUCUUUUCUACAAAAAAAAUGCAGGGACUUGAUUUUUUUAAAGAGCUUCACUGAAUUAGGAUAUUUUUAUUGCUUUUAAAGAAAAUACAAAGAUGCAGUUUCUGCAGGGUGUGGCGUGGACCAGUGCUGCCGACCAUAGCUCAGAGAGCCCUGCCCCUGCCUCACUGCACUGCAGCCUCCUCGGAGGCCGCACCUCCACUCCACUCCCCACGCGCCCCCUGCCUCCCACCCAGGUCCACCUGCCACCUGGUGACCACCUUGAGUACAGAAGUGAAAGUGGGGAGAGUAUUUUAUUCAAGUCACAGCAGAACUGGAAAAAAACUCUUCUGUUUUACCAACUUCUUGUGUUUCAGAAACAUAUUCUGUUCAAAACUUUUGAAGCCCUUUCGGUGUCUAGUCUGCAGAUGUUUUUGUAUGUGUGCACCUCUGACCAUGUGUGUACAUAUGUGUCUUGCUGGAAAGGACAUAUUCGCUGUCCCCGUGCUGCUGGGAGGGCCGCCUCACAGCCUCACGGUUCCCAGCCCCAGCACAGUGGAGGCAGGCGUGGCUGCAUUCCCCUCACGCUACCCUCCCAGCGGCUUGUAGCCGUCACUGGCCAGACCUCCAGGGUGCGGAAUCAAAUAGGAAGCAUGCAGAGACUCGGCAGCUUUUCCUCUGAUGUGUAAGUUAUUUGGAACGCGUGCUGUGUCCCGCGAUGUCCCUGAUGUACUGUGCAGGCGCGGUGCCUCCGUCUCGUCGCACAGCUGCGCGCCCUUGUGUGACCCUCCCCAUAAAGGCACUUUACAGCUUCAUGUUUCAUCCACUGUCACUUUUUUUUAACUGCUGAUGUAAAUGGAAUUUUAAAAGCAGAGUUCUUUAUUGUAUGGAUGACGUUUGAAUAAAUAUCAGCAACUCCUGCCAUCUGCCUUUGUCUGUCAAGACACAGAACGUCUCAGCAGUCGGGGUUUCCAGGGCCGCAGUGCACUGUGCUUGCACAUGGUAAGUCAUUGUUGGGACGGAAAAGAAGCCGGCAGUGGGCAGGGCCCAGCGUGCGGCUCAGGCACCGAGCAACCGCUUUGCUUUCUUCUGUCAGACGGCGAUGAUGACAAAAUAGCAACAAGGUUGUGCGUGUCAGAAACGCAAAGGCAGCAGAGGAAGCGUAGUGGAACCAUUACAGAAUCACAAUGCAGCCGACACUCUCCAGACCAGAAAAGGGAGCAUAAAGAAAGGGUAUUGAUCCAAUAGAAGAAGGGAAGGGUGGAGAAAGGGGAAAGCAUGGUUAACAGGAAACAACAUGUAACGGAAGAGACAGCCCAGAUGUGUCUGGCUCACAACAGACGUGAUCAUGUUAUGCUGGCCUGGAAGAGCAUCGGAUCAGACGUGACAAGUCACUGCUUAGAGACCAUCAAGCAAAUUUAUAUAUAGAUUGGAGAUUUAAAAUAAAAGAAGACAGAACAGACAAACACCAUAAGAAAGCUGGUGUAGCAGUAUCGAUGACCUGAAAUGGGAUUCAGGACAGUUCAUAGAGUAAAGGGGGCUGCGUGGCAAUCAGGAACUCAUAAGCCACUGACUAUAAAGCUCAAAACACAGCAAAGUUGGCAGUCGGCAGACAGCAAUGUUGACUGUCAUGAAAAGUGAUCCCUGUUUGCCCCUAAACGUAGAGAAAUCUGCGUUAUUUUCCAGCACACAUGGAGCACAAACAAAAUAUUUGCAAAACAAUGGGAAGAUCAUUGAAACACUGUUUGGCAAUUUAAAAGCUUGUUUCUAACUCACGGGAUGCGGGCAGUCUGCUCUCUAGAACUGGACAGCGUGCACAGAGCCACGGGAGGGAGCAGCCACGGCCAGCUCAGAUUGGUGUCGACAGCUUAGUGGUGUCUGAUUUUAUACAUGACAAAAUGAACGAGUUAACCAUUUAAGCCAAAAAAAUAAGACUAGCGUAACCCAAAGAAAGUAUUUAAAUACUUCUGUCAAUUAGGACAGUUGAGAAAAGAGAAUAACAAAAUCAAAAGCAAAACUCAAACUUUGUACCUGAAAAAUCUAAUAAAACUGACUAAUUUAUAGAAAACCUAAGAAACUCCAUAUCAAAUAAAAAAUUUUAAAUAUGAGAGAACCA